AUGAUGGCCACUAACACUUCACCUACGCAGCCGACCUGCCAAAAUUGCACAACGUCGACAACUCCAUUGUGGCGUCGCGAUGAAUAUGGCUCCGUGCUCUGUAAUGCCUGCGGUCUCUUCCUCAAGUUGCAUGGCCGCCCGCGGCCCAUCUCAUUGAAGACCGACGUUAUCAAGAGCCGUAAUCGCGUCAAGACGAUGCGACCCGAUCUUGCAGCCAAGAAAAAGGCCCAACAACAGCAGGCUCAGAACUUUGGUCUUGGCGCCGAUGUGAGUGGUGCCGCCCUAUCGGCGCAGAAUGCCGCUGCCGCAGCUCAAGCUAUUCGUCGGACGUCGCAAAAGUCGAACGGGAAUGAGGGAUCCGACUCUCCCAUCUCUCGCACCGGCACACCUUCCAUGUACAACCAGGGACUGCCCUCAUUCAUGGUUGAUGACCCCUAUCAAGGGGGCAGCUUCAACGGGUCCUCCGAGAACGGCGAUCGAGAUGCGCCGCAAACUCAUGAACAGCUGAUUGCUCACAACUCUAGUCUCAAGACCAGAGUUAGCGAGCUUGAGGUCAUCAAUGAGCUGUUCAGGGGCCGGCUGAGCCAACUCGAGCAACAAGAAGCAGCCGCCCGGCACGGCCAAGAAGUUGCUGGUGUUGAACAGACGCAACUUAGAACGCAGCUGGAUGCAAGCCAGGAGACUGUUACCCAACUGCAGGCCCAGCUCGAAGAUAGCCACCGCCGAGAGAAUAAUUUGAAACGGCGCUUGGACGAGCUCGAGCUGGAGCUGAAGGCAGUCAAGGAUGCCCUCGGUGGUGACGUAGAGCGCCCGAACAAGAAGCCCCGUAUUGGUGACGAUGCACCUGCAGCAGUUCCUACGCCGAUGGCAGAGGAAGAACAGCCAGAGCCACAAGCCGAACCCCAAAUAGAGCAACCUGAAUAUCACAGGGAAGAGCAACCUGAAGGGCCAAUUCUCGUAGAAGAGACAAUGGCAGAAGCUUCAGCAGUGGAAGAGCCGGCUGCCGAGGAGACUAUCAACGAGGCCGUCGAAGAGACCAAUGAAACGAUUGACGAAGCCGCUAUCGAAGAUGCGGUGCCUGCAGCCUCAGCGUCCUAA
Metarhizium acridum CQMa 102 is the source of this 1098-nucleotide messenger RNA. RefSeq lists its product as uncharacterized. The record is from RefSeq and is a predicted model, not a curated record. Gene Ontology annotation, molecular function: RNA polymerase II cis-regulatory region sequence-specific DNA binding; zinc ion binding; DNA-binding transcription factor activity, RNA polymerase II-specific. Lineage: Eukaryota; Fungi; Ascomycota; Sordariomycetes; Hypocreales; Clavicipitaceae. Gene Ontology annotation, biological process: negative regulation of transcription by RNA polymerase II; positive regulation of transcription by RNA polymerase II.